Messenger RNA from Linum trigynum, 1897 nucleotides. The record is from the annotation of a GenBank genome assembly. Lineage: Eukaryota; Viridiplantae; Streptophyta; Magnoliopsida; Malpighiales; Linaceae.
GCUUUUACAUGUGUUUGGCCCUGCUUUAGCUUUUGAAGCCUAAAAGCAUUUCUAAAAGCCGGGCCAAACGUAGGGAAUGGCGGUGGUUAAUUUUUUGUGUUGCUGCGGUGGGUCGAUGUUUGGGUAAUAGGUUUUGUGUAUUGAUUGAUGAGAAUAACUUUUUGAAAUUGAAUUUUGAGAAUCAUAUAUGGAUUUGGAAGAUGAUAUAGAGAAGCCAGAGGAAAGAAGGGGACUGGACAACAUCUCAUUGCCACCGUUCGACUCCCUUUUUAUUUUUUAAUUUUUAAUUUUCAAUUUUUAAAUCAUGUGGACUAGUCUAGUCAGCAACUAAUGUUGAGUCAUUAACGGGAAAAAUGGUUGACCGUCAAUUCUGACGGUCAAACAGUCCCACAUGUCAAAUUUGUCCAAUAGUUUGAAAAGUAAGCCAUAAAUGUCUUAUUCGAAAAGUCGGGCCAGAAUUGUCAAUAAUGCUAAACUUCGGGCCAAAUUAGGGUAUUAACCAUUUUACGUUUCACUUCUGCAAUUUGGAGCUCACGAGUGGGAAGGUGGACUGCAAUUCGGAACUCACGCUCUCCGAUCCGACGGCCGACUAAACUUAGCAAUUUUCCCUGCUUGUUCAACGCCGGCCUAGCUCACUGUGACUGGUAAUUAAUUCGCAAACUCUUCCUGCUUUAGCCUAACUCGGCGUUUAGGAGAACUCUCAUUUCGCUGGACGGUAAAUCGCAAUUUCUUCAUUUUGUGGAAGAACGGGGUUCCAAGGUUAAGCCUGCAACUCCGCUCCGGCACUAAAUAUCAUACGAUGCAUUUUCAAAUCUUGCAGAAUUUGGGUAUCUGUUCUGGGUUGGAAUUGGGUCUGCAAUUAGAUUAUCUGUGUUAAUCGAUCAGGGGAAGGAUCGAACAUGAAGGGUGGCAAAAGGAGGCGAGGUGUGAAACAAACCGAUAGACUGAGUGAUCUUCCGAAUGGUAUUUUGCACCACAUUCUCUCCUUCCUGGACAGUGAAUCUGUUGUUCGAAGCAACAUUUUGUCACGGAGGUGGGUCUGGAAAGAGGUUCAUGUCCUCAAUUUCUACGGACACUCGUGUAAGGCUAAGCAGAAGCAGCAGCAUAUCGAGCGACAUGUGGACCAAAUUCUAUCCUGCCGGUCUGACUGCAAUGUUCGCAAAAUUAGCAUCUUCUUUGACAUUCAAGCGCACGUGAUUCCGUAUCUCGGCAUCGUGAAAUAUGCUGCCUCUCAUGGUCUUCAACAAUUAUAUGUGCUUCAUAAGGAGGAAGAUGAUCGUUUCCUCAUAUUAUCUGCAGAUGUUGCCCUAAUCUCUACUUAUGUUCGAUCACUGAAAGUUCUGGACUUACAGUGGGCGGUUCUGGACGAGAGUGCACUUGGGUUUUGGUCUCAUUUGAAACUGCUCGAGACUCUGACUUUGCGUGACUGCGAGUUUGAUUUUGGUGGUCCGGAUAACCUGCCCGACCCUUUGCUACUUUUCUCAGAUUGGAAAACCUGAAACUGUUGGAUUGCUUUUCGCGAUAUUGUGGGUUGAAAAUAUCUGGACCCCAAUUGCUUACUUUGGAGAUACAUUGGCCAUCAAGUCCCACCUUGGAAAUUUUCGCUCCUAAACUUGUAUCUUUGUAUUACUGGGAUGAUCUUAUUAUUCGUGCUUUAUCAUCACAACUCUCCAAAUUGAACCUUCCUUUGCUUAAUCAUGCAACAAUCAUCUUGUCGGGUGACAAGGAUCUAUUUGAUAAGAGUGUAUGCAAUGACUAUCAGAAGCAACUACUGACGUUCGAGCUUUGUGCAAACUUGUUCCAUAGUUUGCAUAAUGUGAAGUCCCUCUGCUUGCACUUCUAUACCAUUGAGGUAUGAUGUCUGUAAUUGCUAAUAGUAUAAAAUGAGCAUAAUCCU